Messenger RNA from Papilio polytes (common Mormon), 792 nucleotides. Its product is annotated as chymotrypsin-2-like. The record is from RefSeq and is a predicted model, not a curated record. Gene Ontology annotation, biological process: proteolysis. Bases 1 to 792 code for a protein of 263 amino acids. Gene Ontology annotation, molecular function: serine-type endopeptidase activity. The transcript is spliced from 6 exons. Lineage: Eukaryota; Metazoa; Arthropoda; Insecta; Lepidoptera; Papilionidae.
AUGUGGUAUUCAAGUUUACUAGGUUACAUAUUACCCGUAAGUGACUUUUCUGAUCCUUUUAAAAUCCCACGAAUCGUUGGCGGUGAGAAUGCUCCAGAAGGUGGUAUACCUUACCAGGCAUCUUUAAGAAGUAAUUACAAUUCUCACUUUUGUGGUGGAUCCAUUAUUAGCGAAAGAUGGAUACUCACAGCUGCUCAUUGUACUGUUGGAAAAUCCAAUCGUACAAUGAUAGUAGUAGUUGGCACUAACAGUCUACUAGCUGGUGGUGAUCAUUACAACGUGGAAAAGAUAAUAGUUCACGAGCAGUACAACGGGAAUCUAAUAUACAACGACGUUAGUGUUGUCAAAGUUGCCAAUGACAUUGAAUUCGGAGACCGCGUUCAACCAAUACAUAUAGCUGAUAGUGAUACUAGGGGGGUCAUGGGGAUUAUGGGCCGCCCUGAGCUGUAUCCAGGAGUGUUACCAGUUCAGCUGCAAAUGAUCAACCUGGUGUCCCUGAGUGUGGAGGAAUGUCAGAGGAUAUAUAGUAAUAUUAAUCCCGUGUAUAACACUCAGAUUUGCUCAUUAACAAAGAGAGGAGAAGGCGCUUGCCACGGUGAUUCCGGUGGUCCUCUGGUAUCUGGCGGUGAAGUGGUGGGCAUCGUGUCCUGGGGCAUGCCGUGCGCCAGGGGAUAUCCUGACGUCUACACACGUGUCUACUCCUUUAAGAAUUGGAUCACAGAGAAGACGUCUGAAGAAUCCUCAGACCAAACGUCAUCAGACCAGGAACAACUUAUUAUUGUCGAUAAUUAA